Molecule: messenger RNA, 2725 nt
Organism: Drosophila hydei
Lineage: Eukaryota; Metazoa; Arthropoda; Insecta; Diptera; Drosophilidae
Product: cell wall integrity and stress response component 4
Exons: 7
Coding region: 330-2060 (576 amino acids)
Source: RefSeq, a predicted model, not a curated record
AGUCUAUCGUUCGGGGCUGCACCGAACGAUUUGGCAACACUUACUUGCAGUUCUAUAAAAUAAACGAAAACGCAAUAAUUAUUGUUGCGAAUGAUUGAUGUGCAGAUGAUUUAGAAAUAAAACCAACUAUAAAGCAAUUAAAAGUGUUCAACCUACUGUAUACAAUAAAUAAGUGAUUGAAAAACAGGCGUAAAACAAUUCUAAACUGUUUGAGUGUAUGUGUGUAUUAUUUUUUGUUUGUUCAUAGGGGCGGGAGUGCAAGUGCACUAUAAGAUAUUUUUCAUAAGUGUAGUCGGAAAUACCAGACGCCAAUUGGUUGCGUUGCAAAAAUGCAUAAAAUUAGCAGCCCAGCGUUAGCGUUCUCUUUAGUGCUAUACGUCUUACUACAAACAGUUUCUUGUAAACAUGUUGUUAUAACGGCACCACAACAUGUGCUGAUUGGAGCCACGGUAAAUGUUAGUGCUACUUUAUACGAUGGGAGCAAUAUUGCUAGCAAAGGCAGCUAUAGUUUUAGCUGGAAGGACAACACUGGCCAUACGAAGGAAUUUGAAACAACGGAACCAAUCAGCAAUUGGACUUUCGAAUAUGCUAAAGAUAUCAAUCUAGGACAACAUAAACUUGAAGUCAGUGUUUCAGAGAAGUUUAUAGUUUGGUUUCCGGUUGCCGACAGUUCGGUGGCUAUCAAUGUAGUCAACACCCUCACCGGCAGUUUGCAGCUAAUACAGAAUGAGAAAGUGCGAACACAGGACUUUGUAUCCACACAGGCUAUAGUUAAUCAUAGUAUUGAACUAUGGCCAGCGGACUUGGAUUAUUUAAUAAGCAAUCAUUACUAUAUAAAUACUUACUGGUUCAAAAACUGUACAUAUCUGGGCAUGUCACAUGUGCUUGACUUUCAAGAUAUAUAUACAGUGCCCGAUCAAUAUUAUACUAUUGAGGCUCUUGUGGUUGCAUCACCAUUUCCUCUGCCAGAGCCAACAACAUCCACAACAACUACGACGACUACUACAACGACCACCACAACGACCACCACAACGACUAGCACCACGCCGCCUACUACAACGUCAACGUCCACAACACCCGCCACAACAACGUCAACAACGUCAACAACAUCAACAUCAACAACAACAACACCAGCACCAACAACUAGCAUCACGACAAAAACAUCUCGGUCCAGACGUGAUAUUAACCAAACCAUGCAUGCAAAUGCUAAGUUGUUAGGGAUUAACCUCGCAGCUGCUGUUAAGCAGGAGCUACAAAAGCAAAACAUCACCGGUACCACAUCUGUGGCCCUGGUAAAUCCUUUAGGUGUCCGAAAGCUUAAACUCCUUCCUGCAGCGGCACCAUCUUACACUUGCAUAGACGGCAACGUUGUUGCCCAGGAUACAAAUAAUACAUACGGUUACUUUCAGCGAAGGGUCGUCUCGAAAACACCCAUCUCUGACUUUAGCACUAGCGGUAAAAACUGGGUAAAGCAUUGGGAGCUGACUAAUUUACAAAUUACCUGUAAGGGUUCCGCACCGUACGAGGUGUGCAUUCAAUAUUACAAUGCUCCAUACAAUGCCACGGGCAACGAAACGUGCAGUAGCUAUGACAAAUUCGACAAGUGUGAUUUUAACUUCGCUCGUUAUUUCGGUGAUAGCAAGACAAUUCUGUUUUUCAUACGCAAUGAUAUCUCGGCGACCGUAAACCAGGUUACCGUUAACAUCUAUGAAGCGAAACGACAGUCACAGCUAUCGGUUGUAGUUGUGCCCAUUGCCUGCACUCUUGUGGCCGUUUGUCUGGUCAUCUUUGGCGUAGCCUAUUACAUACAGAGCCGGAAUCGUUUUACGGUAGAAGUGGCCGAUUUCAACUUUGGUGAUACCCAGUCAGUGGAUAUGGAAUACAAGACAUUCCAGCAGCGUUUGAUCGACAGUAUACGUGAUGCCUGGCCAUGGCCCAGGUGGCGUCGGUAUUCGCUGUCAAGCACGGAUCUCAUGGCCGAACAACCGUCCAAUCCCGGUAGCUUUGGCGGCAAUGUUGGCGACGUUGACAGCAAUUUGCGCUAUAAUACUUUUAACUAAAAGCAAACGGCAUUGCUUUAUUGUUAUUAUUAUUCUUUAAUCAAUUUAAUUUAAAUAUUGAACUUAGUUUAUAAUUUUGAUUUCUUUCAAUGGGAGCGUUUCGUAUUUUGUACUCAUUUGCAUUGUAAUGCAUGACGUUUACGUUGACGUUUUCUUGUUGUCCCCUUAAGCCUGUUUAUUCACAAAUUUUUUAUCUUUUUCGUCCACAUUAACGCACACUCGCUCAUUAAUCGCCAAACGACAUGCAAUAUUCAAUAGCAAAUGGAUAAACUUUAUGAACGCAAUCGAAAUUCUUAUAAAAUGUUUAAAAGACUGUCUUUGUUCUAAAAAAAAAUAAGAAAAAAAAGAGAUAGAAGGAAAGUAACUUAUGCUGCAAAUCUGUUUUAUAUUAAGUGUUAGCAUAAUAUAAUAUCAUGUUUGUAGACAUAAGAAUGUAAGGAUUCCUAGCUCUUGAAACUUGAUAACAAAGGCACCGCACAUACAUACAUUCAUACACAAAACAACCAAACAGACAAAAUAUAAUUAUUCAUUGUGAUAGAACUAACAGUAUAUUUGUAUGUUAAAAACAAACAAAACAAAAAAGAAGAAAAACUGGUCAAUAUGUAACACUGCUAAAAUGACACGGUUAGUGCCGGACAAAAAUAAGAGUCUAAAUAGGAAGACUU